CCCGCUCCCCCCUCCUCCUCCUCCUCCUCCAGCUCACGGCUCCGCUCCCUCCCUCCUGCCGUCCGUCCCCCUCGCUCAGCCUCUCCACAUCGCGGCUCCGGCACCUGAAGGGACGCGGGCGGGCGCGGGCAGCUCCGACCGGCGGCGGCGGGGCGGGACGGGCAGCCCGGCGGCCUCCGAUGGCCCCGCCGUGAGAGGCCGGACCCGCGGCGGGGACCAGCAGCGUCCUCACAGGUGCCUUGAGAAGACAAAUGCUCUUGGCGCUCCCCGUUUAUGGAGGAGGACACCGAGCUCAGAGAGAUAGGCAGUUUUCCUGAAGUCACACAGCUCGUGGGUAGCAGAGCUUGGAUUUGGAGCCAGGUCUUUCUGAGCACACAGAAACAAAGGAUGUGGCCCAGUGCCUGGUGUUGGCAGGACCUCCAUCCCGCUCCCAGCUAAAGGAGGACAUAGCAGGGCAGCUCAUUCUGCUGUAGCCCAGAAGGCCGGCCAGUCCCUCUCCUGCUGCCUCUCUUGAACGCCCAGCAUCCCUCUCCAGAGCAGAAUGGUAGCCAAGGCCCAACAAGGGGAGGAAGGAAGUGGCCCAGCCAGAACUGGGAGAAAUGGCCCAGAUUCCUGUUUCUGUCCAGGGCAUUUGGAGGGGCUGAUCUGUGUCCCCACUGGCAGAGGCCACUUGGGGAGGGGGUUAGCCUAGCCUAGGUGGGGCCAGGGGCAGACAGGGGAGGAGGGGAGAGCCAGAACACAGCCUGUUACACAUUACAUCUGCCCUCUACAUCUGGGAUUAGGUUGGGCAGGAAGCCUCUGGGAAAUGUGGGCUGGUCCCAACCCAUUUGAAACAGUGGCGGUGAAGAUGAUGGGUAAAUGGGUCUCCUCAUUUUACAGAAGAGAAACAGACCCAGAGGGGAGUGGGGCUGGCCUGGGCAGGCCAGUGAGGAGGCCUGACCUGGACUCACACGAGGUCAUGCAGGGAGUUGGGCAGAGCAGGGCCUGACUCCCUUUCCAGUGCUCUCCCCAGAGUGCCCCUUGGCGGCCUCCUCAUGAGUCCCUCCUCACAGCUGGGUGAGCUCUGAUGGGGGCCCGGGAGUGGAGGGGAACCCCAGGCCUCCUCCUUCCUCCCAGACAGCUGGGGCUCUGGGCGCUGUGUGUGGUGGAGGCAGCCUGGUCUCUCUCAGAGGCUCCCGGGUGGCGCCGCCCACCCAGCACCCUGGACAGCGCCCCACGCUGGGCUAUCCCUGUCUGUCUCCAGGCUUCACUUUGGCUUCUGGGGUGGGCCCUGCUCCAAUUAGGCUGCGUCUGUUGACUUCCUCGCCUCCUCUCUUAACUCCUCCUUGAAGAUAGCCUCCCAGCCUAGUUCUCUCCAUUAACCACAAAGGUCUAGAGGAGUCCCCGGAGCAGCCAGGACAGGCGGAAGCAGUGGCUGCCAUGGAGGAGGACAAGCUCUUAUCUGCAGUGCCUGAGGAAGGAGAGGCCACCCGUGACCCCGGUCCAGAGCCUGAAGAGGAGCCAGGGGUCCGGCAUGGGAUGGCCAGUGAGGGCCUGAACAGCAGCCUCUGCAGCCCAGGGCACGAGCGAAGGGGCACCCCAGCGGACACUAAGGAACCCACGAAGGACCCAGAUGUGGCCUUCCAUGGCCUCAGCCUUGGCCUCUCUCUCACCAAUGGCCUAGCCCUGGGGCCAGACUUGAACAUUCUGGAAGAUUCAGCGGAGUCCAGGCCCUGGAGGGCUGGCGUGCUGGCAGAGGGGGACAAUGCUUCCAGGAGCCUCUGCCCAGAUGCUGAGGACCCUCAGUUGGGGUUGGAUGGUCCCGGGGAGCCAGAUGUGCGGGAUGGCUUCAGCGCCACGUUUGAGAAGAUUCUGGAGUCAGAGCUGCUGCGGGGCACCCAGUACAGCAGCCUCGACUCCCUAGACGGGCUGAGCCUCACGGAUGAGAGCGACAGCUGCGUCAGCUUCGAGGCCCCCCUCACACCCCUCAUCCAGCAGCGGGCCCGUGACAGCCCCGAGCCAGGGGCUGGGUUGGGCAUUGGGGACAUGGCGUUUGAGGGGGACAUGGGGGCAGCUGGUGGUGAUGGGGAGCUGGGCAGCCCCCUGCGGCGCUCCAUCUCCAGUAGCCGCUCUGAGAAUGUCCUGAGCCGCCUGUCUCUCAUGGCCAUGCCCAAUGGAUUCCAUGAAGAUGGCCCUCAGGGCCCAGGGGGGGAUGAGGAUGAUGAUGAGGAGGACACGGACAAGUUGCUGAACUCAGCCAGUGACCCCAGCCUGAAGGAUGGCCUGUCAGACUCAGACUCUGAGCUCAGCAGCUCGGAGGGGUUGGAGCCUGGUAGUGCAGACCCUCUGGCCAACGGGUGCCAGGGGGUCAGUGAAGCUGCUCAUCGGCUGGCACGCCGUCUCUACCACCUCGAGGGCUUCCAGCGCUGUGAUGUGGCCCGGCAGCUGGGCAAGAACAACGAGUUUAGCAGGCUGGUGGCCGGGGAGUACCUCAGUUUCUUCGACUUCUCGGGCUUGACUCUGGACCGAGCACUCAGAACAUUCUUGAAGGCCUUCCCGCUGAUGGGGGAGACACAAGAGCGUGAGCGGGUCCUCACACACUUCUCCCGCCGGUACUGCCAGUGCAACCCUGAUGACAGCACUUCGGAAGAUGGGAUCCACACGCUCACCUGUGCCCUGAUGCUGCUCAACACGGACCUGCACGGCCACAACAUUGGCAAAAAGAUGUCCUGUCAGCAAUUCAUUGCCAACUUGGACCAGCUGAAUGAUGGCCAAGACUUUGCCAAAGACCUGCUGAAGACCCUUUACAACUCCAUCAAGAAUGAAAAGCUGGAAUGGGCCAUUGAUGAGGACGAGCUGAGGAAAUCCCUGUCUGAGCUGGUGGAUGACAAGUUUGGGACAGGCACGAAGAAGGUGACGCGAAUCCUGGAUGGUGGCAACCCCUUCCUGGAUGUCCCACAGGCGCUCAGUGCCACCACCUACAAGCACGGCGUCCUGACCCGGAAGACUCACGCUGACAUGGAUGGCAAGAGGACGCCCCGUGGGAGGCGUGGCUGGAAGAAAUUCUACGCAGUGCUCAAAGGGACCAUCCUGUACCUGCAGAAGGAUGAGUACAGGCCUGACAAAGCUCUAUCGGAGGGUGACCUGAAGAACGCCAUUCGCGUGCAUCACGCUCUGGCCACCAGGGCCUCUGACUACAGCAAGAAGUCCAACGUGCUCAAGCUUAAGACAGCCGACUGGAGGGUAUUCCUCUUCCAGGCACCGAGCAAGGAAGAAAUGCUGUCCUGGAUCCUCAGGAUCAACCUGGUGGCAGCCAUCUUCUCUGCCCCGGCCUUCCCAGCUGCUGUCAGCUCCAUGAAGAAGUUCUGUCGGCCCCUGCUGCCCUCCUGCACCACCCGCCUCUGCCAGGAGGAGCAACUGCGGUCUCAUGAGAAUAAGUUGAGGCAGCUGACUGCGGAGCUGGCCGAACACAGGUGUCACCCAGUCGAGAGGGGCAUCAAGUCCAAGGAGGCCGAGGAGUACCGGUUGAAGGAGCACUAUCUCACCUUCGAGAAAAGCCGUUAUGAGACCUAUAUCCACCUCCUGGCUGUGAAAAUCAAAGUGGGCUCAGAUGAUCUGGAGCGGAUUGAGGCCCGGCUGGCCACUCUGGAAGGGGAUGACCCUUCUCUCCGGAAGACGCAUUCAAGCCCUGCCCUCAGCCAGGGCCAUGUGACUGGCAGCAAAACCACAAAGGAUGCCACUGGGCCUGAUACUUAGCUGACAUGGAUGUGCAGACCCCAGAGGUGGGCAGAUGUCUCCAGUGGGGUCAGUGAGCACAAUUCCAGCCAGGGGCCACUUGGACCAAGCUCCAGUCAGUUGAUGGGCAGCCAGAGGGGUGCAGAAAGCCUGUGGGCCCAGGAGAUGGAGAUGCCGUUUGUGGCGUUGAUCUCCUUGCGUCCUUGGGCAUCUCUGGGCAUCAGACCCUCUCCCUGGCCCUUGUUUUCCUCUCCACCAUGGAGCCUCAUUUUGUAGGCCAGUUGUGUGCAUGCUCUAGACACCACCUCGCUGGAGAAGCUGGAAGGGCUGUUGUCUUCCCAGGUCUUUCUCUUCUCAUCAAGCUCCUCUCCUCAUCUUUUUUGUGUGUGAGGGCAGGUCUUGACUCUAGGUCUCAGCUGGAACCCCACCCUUUCUCCUCCUCCUUCCUCUGAGUUGACCAGCAGCAGGUCUGCCAACCACCAGCACCAUCCUCUCCUCCCAGCAGCCUCCAGAACCAUGCCCAGGUCUCCUGCCUCACAUCACAAUAAUCUGGGACCCAGGCUUGUGCCCUUUCAGUGUCAAGCUGACUCCAUCACAUGUGCAUCCACCUCUUUUCAUCCAUUGAGAUCACACUGCCUCCUUUUUAUACGGACACAAAUAUACAUCUAUAAGAAUAAUAUAUACAUAAGGAACCCCUGAAAGAUGGUUUUGGAACUGAAAUCAGUUGAGGAUGAAAUCAGAUAAACGAAAAGCCUAUUUUGGAGCUUCCCCUGUUAGGAAGGAUGGCUGCACCUGGCCCCCUGGCAGUCCUCCAGGAGGGAAGGGGGAGGCAGUGCUGGCCUCCCUUGCCCUGUUUUUCCCUCUUCCAGCUGACCUGUGACUUAUACUGCUCUUACAGAUGAUACUUUUGGAAAAAAUAGAGCGUGUAUGCACCGCCCCAUUUGUCCCAUGGAUAUCCUGGGGUGUGAGUCGGAUGGGACCACGGCCCUGUUUAUAUUUGGGUCUUUAUGUUGGUGCUGCCAGGUCUCUGAGCUCCAGAGGUGGCCUCUUGGACAGAUCUACUGCUAUAGGAAUAAAAGACACUCUGUCUCGCAAAUGGCCGCUUGUCAACAAGCCCAAAGAUGCUUGUCGGAGGACGGUUAUGGAAGCCAUUAAUUCUUGGUUGUGGGAAAAGGUGGAAUGACAAGUUAUUGAUUGUUUUUCUGUCGCUAUUUCUUUCAUUUGUCUAGUGAAUCAGAAAGGCUUAGCCAAGGCCGCAUCUGGGAAGAGUGGAGAAAUUUGCCACUUGACGAUCACGGAUUAGCUAGCACCUUUAAGCCCUGCAUUUCUCCAACCGACAAGUGGGUGGGGGUGAUGGCACAUUCAGUGUGGCUAUGAAGAGCGAAUCCUCUCUAUUGUUUAAAUAGAUUACUGUAGUUUGGCCAGGAAUUUGGCGUCAUUGGUAACACACUUAGUUAAUAAAAUAAGCCAGGCUUGCAACUAAGUAUCUAACUUUACAGGCCCACUCACAUUUGAAGCAAGGGGCUAUUGAGUAUGUGGAGAGAUGUAGUGAUUUAAAUUCAGAUUAUUUAAGUUGGAUCAGCUGAAGUGUGUUUUAGACCCAAACCAUCUGGCCCCUUCGUUUUGCUCAGAGGAAGUAAAUGUUCACUUAAAUGAAAUUGAAAACGCAAUGUGGCACCACAAAAGAGCUCUUUGUACUUUCCCCAUGCUGCCUCAAAAGUUCUGUGAGUUUCGGGGUCAGUGUCCCACCCUUCACUUCCCGAGGGCGGGUGAGUGGAGAGCAGAGCCAGGAGCUCUGGCAGCUGUGGACAGAUGUGCUUCCUGAGCAUGGGUUGUGCCCCCCAUCAGUAAAAAAAUGUUUAGUUCACUUCCUUAAUUGUAUAAUUAUUUAUUUGUAAAUUAUAUACAUGUACUACUGUACUAAAAUAUUAUGUACAUUAUAAAACAUACACAAAAAUAGAAAUUUAAAAAAGAUGAGAUGAAAAUAAAUCUAAGUCAAAGUUCUAA
Messenger RNA from Gorilla gorilla gorilla (western lowland gorilla), 5721 nucleotides. RefSeq names its product pleckstrin and Sec7 domain containing 2 (gene PSD2). Gene Ontology annotation, molecular function: guanyl-nucleotide exchange factor activity; phospholipid binding; protein binding. Gene Ontology annotation, biological process: regulation of ARF protein signal transduction. The record is from RefSeq and is a predicted model, not a curated record. The transcript has 18 exons. Bases 1420 to 3735 code for a protein of 771 amino acids. NCBI's taxonomy places the organism in Eukaryota, Metazoa, Chordata, Mammalia, Primates, Hominidae.